Molecule: messenger RNA, 1431 nt
Organism: Rodentolepis nana
Lineage: Eukaryota; Metazoa; Platyhelminthes; Cestoda; Cyclophyllidea; Hymenolepididae
Source: the annotation of a GenBank genome assembly
AUGGUUGACCCGCUUGCGAUCUAUAAGCCAGAUGCCUUUGAAGUAACAUUUUUUAAGUUGAUUCGAGAAAAGCAGGAUUUAGACAAUGACGAGGGAGCUUUUAAUCCAGACCUAACUCAUCAAAUCUUUGGGCAAAGUGAAAUUAUAUUUGGUUAUAAAGACCUAAGUAUCGUCAUUUCCUACACGGCUGGAUCUUUGGCGACAUUGGUACAAAUUGAUUACUCCAGUAAGAUACCUCCCUCACUUGCCGAGGGAGUUAAGCCCGAUAACAUUUUGGCAGCCCUGAAAGAAGCCUAUCCAGCGGGCUUCACAACUGAUCGGGAUGAAUUCUUGAAGCAAUUUGAUAAGGAUAUCACUUUUGAGCCUUAUGGGAGUCCAGAGAAGUCAUACUCUGUUAUUGAAGGGGAAAAUAGUCGGGAGUUUGUAAUUUACUAUGUUGAUUCCAAAUCGCCAGACUUUUUGGAAUUUACAAAAUAUCUUAAACGAAUGGAGCCCUUCCUUCUUUUCUUCAUUGAUGAGGCUUCCUUUGUUGUACUUGAUGAUGAUUGGUCUUUCUACGUUGUAUAUGAGAAGUUUAUGUCGCCAAGUUCACCAAGUCCUCGUUACGCUUUUGUUGGCUACGCUUCGGUUCACUUCUUCUAUGCUUAUCCUGAGAAUACUCGACCUCGUAUUAGCCAAGUGCUUAUUCUGCCGCCUUUCCAGAAAAUGGGCCACUGUACCAGACUUCUUGAAGCUAUCUAUGAUCGUGUGGUCCCUCUUUCGAAAACAAUUGAUGUUACCUGUAAAAUUGUUUGUCUUGGGAGUGACCUAAUAGCUCUAGUUGAGGCUCCUUCCGAUAAUUUGAGUCGCCUUCGUGAUUACCUGGAUUGCAAACGCUGUCUCACGAAAUCGCCAGAAAUUCUGCCAAUUCUCAAUCGAGUCCUAGAUUUCGCCCACCUCUCCUCCACUAACACCUUGCCAAAGCCCGACGAUAUGACUGAUUUGCCUUCAGCAAAGAGACGUCGUCUACUAAGUGGCGACUCAUCAUCAGCAUUAUCGCCAGAAUCAGAAUCAGAUGAGGUAUUGAAUUCCGCCUACUUGGUUCUCCUGAAGAAAUUCAUCGACACGGUUCGACCUCGUCUCAAGCUCUCCAAAUUUCAAUCGCGUCGCAUUUUCAACACUCUCAUCUAUUUUAUAAUAUCUAGAAAGAGCCCCAAAGCUCUGGACGAGUUCUACAAGACUGUGUUAUAUCGCAAACGAAUUGCAGAUAGGCGCGCUCGAGGUUUGGUUCUUGCAAUGUCGGCAUCUGAAAGGAGACCAAAUUUCGAUGAAAAUUACGAACAGGAUUUAGAGAAUCAGGUGAAGAGUGAAUUGGCUCUCUAUCAGAACGCUGCAGAGAAAUUGGGAAUUGCCCUGUCAAAUGGGGAAUUGGGACAGAUUGAAGGUCUCUAA